Messenger RNA from Cooperia oncophora, 984 nucleotides. The record is from the annotation of a GenBank genome assembly. NCBI's taxonomy places the organism in Eukaryota, Metazoa, Nematoda, Chromadorea, Rhabditida, Trichostrongylidae.
AUGCCACGUAUCCUACCAUUGUACUAUUCAGAGAGUUCACAACGGGAUUCACCACUGCCGGUACUUGUCGUUGUACAUGGUGAUGAAUACGGUUGGAAUGCGGGAAGUCCUUAUAACGGAAGUAUUCUGGCGUCUCAUGGGCAAAUUGUCGUCGUCACAUUGAAUUAUCGUCUAGGAGUAUUCGGGUUUCUCGGACGUUGUGAAUCAUCAUCAUGUUCCGGCAAUAGCGGCAUUUCCGAUCUGGUCUCAGCGUUGACAAUGUUGAAUGUGGUGCUGCCACCGUUUGGAGGAGAUCCCAAAGCUGUCACGUUACUCGGAUGGGGUUCGGGUGCUUCAUUGGUCUCGCUGUUAAUGGCUUCUCCACUGACGCAACCUGGUCGUCGUCUAUUCAGACGAGCUAUCCUUCUCGAUGGUACAGCAUUGGCUCCGUGGGCUAUGGCUCAUAAUCCGCAACAGUACUUCGCUCAAGUCGCUGAAAAUUUAGGGUGCUUGUCUCGGAAUCGAUCGGCUACAUACAAUGACAACGCUGAUACUACACUUCGAUGCAUGCAGGAUCAUCCUGCUGACAAUGUAACUAAAGCAGUACAAGCUAUCAGUAUACCAACAUUCCUAAGCGGUUUCGCUCCGAUAGUGGAUGGACAGUUAAUUCCAAACUCGCCACGGAUUUCUUUCUCCAAUCAAUAUGGCUCAUUAUUCCGUGAAAUUGAUUUGCUCGUCGGAUUCUCUUCAAAUCCGGCCCACUAUCUAUUGUCAAAUGAGGAUUUGAAGUCAGGAUUAUCGAAGGAAAGGCGUCAGAAAAUUUUCAGAACUCUUGUGAGAAAUCUCUACGACUAUCAUCGUACCGAAUUGCUAGCGGCCAUUAUCAAUGAAUACACCGACUGGGAGAAUCCACGUGUGAGUAACUGCUUCAUUGAUCCUUUGACUGUUUCAGCUUCUUAUAUUUACCAGUUGGAUGGCCUGUUGGCAUAUUUGCUCCUCCCAUGA